UGAACGGGUUGGUACCGGGCAGCAAUGGACAAGACAAAGCCACUGCCGACCCUUUACGUGCACGCUCUAUUUCUGCUGUUAAAAUAAUUCCUGUGAAGACAGUGGAAAACCCUGCAGGCCUAGUACUCCGGACAGACAUGGAUCCCACAAAAUUCUGCACUGGGAAAGGAGCGGUGACUCUCCGGGCCUCUUCCUACAGAGAAAUCCCAAGCAGCAGUCCUGUGAGCCCUCAGGAAACCCCACCCUCUGAAAGCAAACCAGAUGAGUGGAAGCUUUCUUCCAAUGCUGAUGCCAAUGGAAACGCCCAGACCUCUUCCCUCGCUGCCAAGGGCUACAGAAGUGUGCACCCCAACCUUUCUUCCGACAAGUCCCAGGGUUCAAGUCCUCUCCUAAAUGAAGUUUCUUCCUCCCGCACUGGGACGGAUGCCCAGACCCUCACACCAGUCAGCAAGCCAUCAUCGGCUUACCCCUCCACGACAAUCGUCAACCCUACCAUUGUGCUCUUGCAACACAAUCGAGAACAGCAGAAACGACUCAGUAGCCUUUCAGAUUCUGUCUCAGAAAGAAGGGUGGAGGAGCAGGACUUAGCACCAACCCAGGAGAAACUCUCACCAAGCAAAACUACAGAAAGGAAAGCCAAGGACAGCAGGCGUAUAGUGAAGAGUGCUCAGGACCUGAGCGAUGUGUCGAUGGAUGAAGUGGGCAUCCCACUCCGGAAUACCGAGAGAUCAAAAGACUGGUACAAGACUAUGUUUAAACAGAUCCACAAACUAAACAGAGACACUCCUGAAGAAAACCCUUAUUUCCCUACGUACAAAUUCCCUGAACUUCUUGAAAUCCAGCAAAAUUCUGAAGAGGACACUCCUUACACUCCUACCUACCAGUUUCCUGCUUCUACUCCUAGUCCUAAAUCGGAAGAUGAUGAUUCAGAUCUGUACUCUCCUCGAUACUCCUUUUCUGAUGACACAAAGUCUCCCAUUUCCGUGCCUCGGUCAAAAAGUGAGACGAGCUACAUAGAUGGUGAGAAGGUAGUUAAGAGGUCGGCUACCCUACCGCUCCCAGCCCGCUCUUCCUUCCUAAAGUCAAGCUCAGAAAGAAACGACUGGGAGCCCCCAGAUAAGAAAGUGGACACAAGGAAAUACCGUGCAGAGCCCAAAAGCAUUUACGAGUAUCAGCCGGGCAAGUCCUCCGUUCUGACCAACGAAAAGAUGAGUCGGGAUAUAAGCCCAGAAGAGAUAGAUUUAAAGAAUGAACCUUGGUAUAAAUUCUUUUCGGAAUUGGAGUUUGGGAAACCGAGCUCAACAGUCAGCCCCACUCCGGAAAUGUCCUCAGAGCCUCCUGGAUAUAUAUACUCUUCCAACUUCCAUGCAGUCAAGAGGGAAUCCGAUGGGGGCCCCGGGGACCCUGCUAGCUUGGAGAACGAGAGACAGAUUUACAAAAGUGUCCUGGAAGGUGGCGACAUCCCCCUGCAGGGCCUGAGUGGGCUCAAGCGGCCAUCCAGUUCAGCGUCCACUAAAGAUUCAGAAUCACCAAGACAUUUCAUACCAGCUGACUACUUGGAAUCCACAGAAGAAUUUAUUCGGAGACGUCAUGAUGAUAAAGAGAAACUUUUAGCGGACCAGAGACGACUUAAGCGCGAGCAAGAAGAGGCCGAUAUUGCUGCUCGCCGCCACACGGGCGUCAUUCCGACACACCAUCAGUUUAUCACUAACGAGCGCUUUGGGGACCUCCUCAAUAUAGACGAUACCGCAAAAAGGAAAUCUGGGUCAGAGAUGAGACCUGCUAGAGCCAAAUUUGACUUUAAAGCUCAAACACUAAAGGAGCUUCCUCUACAGAAGGGAGAUAUUGUUUACAUUUAUAAGCAGAUUGACCAGAACUGGUAUGAGGGCGAGCACCACGGCCGAGUGGGCAUCUUCCCACGCACCUACAUCGAGCUUCUCCCUCCUGCUGAGAAGGCUCAGCCCAAAAAGAUGACACCAGUGCAGAUUUUAGAAUACGGCGAAGCUGUUGCAAAGUUUAACUUUAAUGGUGACACGCAAGUGGAAAUGUCCUUCAGGAAGGGAGAGAGGAUCACGCUGCUUCGACAGGUGGAUGAGAACUGGUAUGAAGGGAGGAUCCCAGGAACGUCCCGACAAGGCAUCUUCCCCAUCACCUACGUGGACGUGAUCAAACGGCCGCUGGUGAAAACCCCCGUGGACUACAUUGACCUGCCUUACUCCUCCUCCCCAAGUCGUAGUGCCACUGCAAGCCCACAGCAACCUCAAGCCCAGCAGCGAAGAGUCACCCCAGACAGGAGUCAAACCUCACAAGAUGUAUUUAGCUACCAAGCGUUAUAUAGCUAUAUACCACAGAACGAUGAUGAGUUGGAACUCCGAGAUGGAGAUAUCGUUGAUGUCAUGGAAAAAUGUGAUGAUGGAUGGUUUGUUGGUACGUCAAGAAGGACAAGGCAGUUUGGUACUUUUCCAGGCAACUAUGUAAAGCCUUUGUAUCUAUAAGAAGACUGAAAACUGCAGAGAUUGUUUUCUAUUGAAGGAUGGAAUGUAAUUCCUGAACCAGGCUCUUCCUUUCUACAUUGAGUCAAUAGGAUGAUUAAUGCAGUGGAUACAGUAAGAAGCAGAAGAGAGGGACCGAGAAGUGCUGUGUUUAAACCCAAGCCUGCCUAAACUGUGCAUCAGGCAGGGCUGAACCUUGUGCUGUGCAAAAAGGAAUGAGGCAACGCCAUAUUUACUUAGCUGCUGCUGGAGCCACUCCAACUUUCCCCUCCCCUCCACCUCUUGGGUAAUCUGACCCAGAGCAGAGUCUGGGAGAAGAGUUGCGCCAG
Elephantulus edwardii (Cape elephant shrew) is the source of this 2821-nucleotide messenger RNA. It is a transcript of the gene SORBS1, whose product is annotated as sorbin and SH3 domain containing 1. Bases 138 to 2495 code for a protein of 785 amino acids. The transcript is spliced from 25 exons. Gene Ontology annotation, molecular function: protein binding. NCBI's taxonomy places the organism in Eukaryota, Metazoa, Chordata, Mammalia, Macroscelidea, Macroscelididae. Gene Ontology annotation, cellular component: cytoplasm; nucleus; cell-substrate junction. Gene Ontology annotation, biological process: cell-substrate adhesion. The record is from RefSeq and is a predicted model, not a curated record.